Messenger RNA from Linnemannia hyalina, 1644 nucleotides. Lineage: Eukaryota; Fungi; Mortierellomycota; Mortierellomycetes; Mortierellales; Mortierellaceae. The record is from the annotation of a GenBank genome assembly.
AUGCACGAGAUUGUCACCCUCCAGUUUGGUCACUUUGCCAACUUUGUUGGAGCACACUUCUGGAACACACAGGAAGCACACUUCAAUUACCAGCAGCCAGGAGAUGAAGAAGAGACAGCCCCAGAGCUGGUUAACCAUGAUUGUCUGUACAGGGUCGGGAUGACCAACAAAGGUGUCGAAACCUACACACCCAGAGCAUUGAUCUUUGACCUCAAGGGCGGCUUUGGAUCUAUCAACAAAUACAAACUCUAUGAGACCCCACCAGCUCAGGAUCACUACCAGGAACAAUACGAUCUCUCAUGGGACCCUUCGAAGAUGGAGACCUUUCAGGAGCAGCAGUACUCAAAGUCAGCUUAUCAGAAGCACCUGGAGGAUGAGGAACUGGGUUUAGCGACUGAGGAAGGCGAGGACAACGUGGAAUUGAACGAGAUCCGGACGUGGUCAGACUACAACCGCGUGUACUUUCACCCAAAAUCAAUGGUCACUCUGACUGGAUACCAGAUGGACAGCGAGUUUAUGCCCUUUGACGUGUUUUCAUACGGCAGAGCCGCCUUUAAUGAGACUGAAAAGGAGAAAGAAACCUACGACGAAAACUUUCGACUGUUCACAGAGGAGUGCGAUCAACUGCAGGGCUUCCAAGUGAUGGCAGACGUUCUGGACGGAUGGGGCGGAUACGCAGUCAGUUACUUGGAACAGCUUCGCGAGGACUAUCCAAAAGCCACGGUAGUAACCUACGGCUUAAGCGACGACAAAAUGGGCAAGAACUCGACGAUGAGGGAAAGACAGACGACGGCUGUGAACGAGACAAUGGCUAUGACCAACCUUUCAAGACUUUCUUCGCUUUAUGUGCCUGUCAGGGCACCUACGCGCGCAAUGCUGUCUCCCCAAGGGUGGACUAAGAACAUUCGCUUUGAUCCCUCCAACCGAUACCAUACAAGUGCCUUUAUUUCCACAGGCAUCGACAAUGCUCUAUUGCCAUGCAGAUUGCGCCGUGGAGGUGUCUUCAUGGCUGACAUGAUUGGAGCUCUGAACUGGAGAAACGUGACAACCAUUGGAACAUUAUCUACAGGAUUGCCGUUCCCAUUCGGCGGCAGCAAGCUGCCCGACCUCACAGGAAAGCUCUCGCCUCUUCUGGACCUGUCAUCAAGGAAAUCGGACGAAGAUGAUCAAGUGUUCUCGCAGUCAGUUGUGUUGCGAGGCUUAGAGACGAACCAGUUUGCUAAAUAUGCUGCAGGAACACCAAAGACGCCGCGUGAGGUUGUGGAUGAGAUGCUCUACACCCUGCCCAUCGGCAAGUCAUUGGGCGACUCCAAGAUACACACCCCGCUAAAGUACCCGAUCCCGACGUCCUUCCCUCGCUUCUUCCAAGGCUUGACCACCGAAGGAUACCAAAAUACCGAGCGAUCUCCACCGAACAACCGCGAGGAUGGCACAAGCAAAGUCAACUCGGUACCAACAAUCUCACGGCUGGCAGUGUCGACCACAACACGCUGGCACCUGCAAUCACUCUCGGAUUCCGUCAAGAAAAUCAACCUGCGCUUGUUGCCCCAAUUCGAUGCUGACGUUACUGGUGGUGUCAACAACGAGGAGUUUGAUGAGGCGAAGGAAACACUUUUGGACCUGUACGAUAUCUACAACGAGUAA